Adineta ricciae is the source of this 1023-nucleotide messenger RNA. The record is from the annotation of a GenBank genome assembly. NCBI's taxonomy places the organism in Eukaryota, Metazoa, Rotifera, Eurotatoria, Adinetida, Adinetidae.
AUGGCCAACGAACAAGAUAAACUCAACAUUGAUGGAAUCAUUCAACGUUUGCUCGAAUUUCGAGGUGCUAAACCGAAUAAGAACGUUCAUCUAACCGAAAAUGAAGUGCGAGGUCUAUGUUUGAAAUCACGUGAAAUAUUUCUUAGUCAACCAAUUUUACUCGAACUUGAGGCACCAUUGAAGAUUUGUGGUGAUAUUCACGGUCAAUACUAUGAUUUACUUCGUCUGUUCGAAUACGGAGGCUUUCCACCUGAAUCAAACUACCUGUUUCUUGGAGAUUAUGUCGAUCGCGGGAAGCAAUCACUCGAAACAAUAUGUUUAUUAUUAGCAUAUAAAAUAAAAUAUCCCGAGAAUUUCUUUCUUCUACGAGGAAAUCACGAAUGCGCAUCGAUCAAUCGUAUUUAUGGAUUUUAUGAUGAAUGCAAACGACGCUAUAACAUUAAGCUAUGGAAAACUUUUACAGAUUGUUUUAAUUGUCUUCCUGUGGCAGCGAUUAUUGACGAGAAGAUUUUCUGUUGUCAUGGUGGUUUGAGUCCCGAUUUACAAUCAAUGGAACAAAUUCGACGAAUUAUGCGACCAACUGACGUACCUGAUCAAGGUCUAUUGUGUGAUCUCCUAUGGUCGGAUCCUGACAAAGAAGUGAAUGGAUGGGGAGAAAACGAUCGAGGAGUGUCAUUCACAUUCGGAGCGGAGAUUGUAUCGAAAUUUUUACACAAACAUGAUCUCGAUUUGAUAUGUCGAGCGCAUCAAGUCGUGGAGGAUGGUUACGAGUUUUUCGCAAAACGUCAGUUAGUGACAUUGUUUUCAGCACCGAAUUAUUGCGGAGAGUUCGAUAAUGCCGGAGCCAUGAUGUCAGUUGACGAAACACUUAUGUGUAGUUUUCAGAUUUUGAAACCAUCAGAGAAAAAAACGAAAACACCUUCGCUGGGUAAUAAUCGUCCAGUUACGCCUCCACGAGGCGGGGCGGGUGGUAAUCCUGGCAUGAAAGAUUCUUUAAUAAAAGAUAGCAAAAAACCAAUGUAA